This is a messenger RNA of Peromyscus californicus insignis, 1737 nucleotides long. Its product is annotated as acyl-coenzyme A synthetase ACSM2, mitochondrial. The record is from RefSeq and is a predicted model, not a curated record. The coding region runs from base 1 to 1737 and encodes 578 amino acids. The transcript is spliced from 13 exons. Gene Ontology annotation, biological process: fatty acid biosynthetic process; acyl-CoA metabolic process. Gene Ontology annotation, cellular component: mitochondrial matrix. NCBI's taxonomy places the organism in Eukaryota, Metazoa, Chordata, Mammalia, Rodentia, Cricetidae. Gene Ontology annotation, molecular function: fatty acid ligase activity; fatty-acyl-CoA synthase activity.
AUGCAUUGGCUGUGGAAAAUUCCAAGAUAUUAUGCCCUCUGGGGUACUGAAAUGUUCAGCCAUACAUUCCAUAUUAAUAUCAAGAAACAAAUGUCCAUACAGUGGGGCCACCAGGAAGUACCUGCCAAGUCCAACUUCGCUAGUGAUGUGAUAGAUCACUGGGCCAACAUGGAGAAGGCUGGCAAGAGACCUCCACGUCCAGCCCUGUGGUGGGUGAGUGGUAGUGGGCAAGAGGUAAAGUGGAACUUCAGAGAACUGAGUGACAUCAGCCAACAGGCAGCCAAUGUCCUCUCGGGGGCCUGUGGCCUGCAGCGUGGGGAUCGUGUGGCAGUGGUACUUCCCCAAGUCCCGGAAUGGUGGCUGGUGACCCUGGGCUGCUUUCGGACUGGCCUUGUUUUCAUGCCUGGAACCAUCCAGCUGAAAUCCUCAGACAUACUCUACAGGCUGCAGUCAUCCAAGGCCAGGGCCAUUGUGGUCGGGGAUGAAGUGGCCCAAGAAGUGGACGCUGUGGCCCCCGAGUGCCCUUUUCUGAAGGUCAAGUUGCUGGUGUCUGAAAAAAGGAGAGAAGGAUGGCUCAACUUCAAGGCGUUGCUAAAGGAUGCAUCCACCACUCAUCACUGUGUGGAAACUGGAAGCCAUGAAUCAGCUGCCAUCUACUUCACUAGUGGGACCAGUGGCCCUCCCAAGAUGGUAGAACACUCCCAUUCCAGCCUGGGUAUCAAGGCCAAGAUGGACGCUGGCACCUGGACAGGCCUGGAUGUCUCUGACACGAUAUGGACCAUCUCAGACACAGGUUGGAUAGUGAACAUUUUAGCCUCAUUUCUGGAACCUUGGUCAUUGGGAGCAUGCACAUUUGUCCAUCUUUUGCCAAAGUUUGAUCCACAAACUGUUCUAAAGGUGCUGUCCAACUAUCCCAUCAACAGCAUGGUGGGUGCCCCCCUCAUUUACCGGAUGUUGCUACAACAAGAUCUUUCCAGUUACAAGUUCCCACACCUGCACAGCUGCUUCACUGGAGGGGAAAGCCUUCUCCCAGAGACUCUGGAGAACUGGAAAGCCAAGACAGGACUGGACAUCCGAGAGUUCUAUGGCCAGACAGAAACGGGUCUCACCUGCAGAGUUUCCAGAACGAUGACCAUCAAACCAGGCUCCCUGGGAACAGCUGUCCCCCAUUAUGACGUUCAGAUCAUAGAUGAACAUGGAAAUGUCCUGCCCCCUGGCAAGGAAGGAGACAUAGCCAUCAGGGUGAAGCCCAUCCGGCCUGUAGGCAUCUUCUCUGGAUACUUGGAAAAUCCCAAGAAGACAGAGGCCAAUAUUCGAGGAGACUUUUGGCUUCUGGGAGACCGGGGAACCAAGGAUUCAGAAGGGUAUUUCCACUUCUUGGGGCGGACAGACGAUAUCAUUAAUUCCAGCGGGUACCGGAUUGGACCAUCAGAGGUAGAGAAUGCAUUGAUGGAGCACCCUGCCGUGGUUGAGACAGCUGUGGUCAGCAGCCCAGACUCUACCAGAGGAGAGGUGGUAAAGGCAUUUGUGGUCCUUGCCCCUGAGUUCCUGUCCCAUGACCCAGACCAGCUCACCAAGUUGCUGCAGCAGCAUGUGAGGUCAGUGACAGCACCAUACAAGUACCCCAGAAAGGUGGAGUUUGUCUUGGACCUGCCCAAGACCAUCACAGGGAAAAUUGAUCGGAAAAAGCUUCGAGCCAAGGAAUGGAAAACAUCAGGACAAGCCCAGGCCCAGUGA